AUGCCAGUUCAAGUGCAGAGCGACUUGCUUGGCAGAGAGUACCAGCUGCGUAAGUCGGUGCUACACCGAGACGGCCCCGUGAAGCCCCGUAGCAAGCCCGUGACGCCCGACGUCAAACGCAAACCGCUCGUGAAAAGCCGACUGGCCAUGGUGGCCAAGAACGAAAGCCUCAAGAAGGCACGCCGCCUCCCGAGCGACGAGACCGUCUUCUACUCGAAUAUAUGGUCGCCUCCAGCGACUGCGCGCGAUGAUCCUGUCGCCAAGAAGUCGAAACAGCUCGUGGACAUCAGCCAGGUAGCGCACGUUCUGACAACCAUCGACUACAAGAGCGGCUACGACGGGCCGAGCGACGCCGAGUUCUUCAACAUCUGGGCGUCCUUGGAGUCGCAGCAGAACGCCAUCGCCGCGAAGACCGCCAUGUUGAGCAAGACGCAACAAAGCGCCAGCAACUUGUCCACGCCCAUUUCCGAGCACAGCAGCGAGGAGAGUUCGUCAGUGGUUACCUCGUCCGUGUUGAGUCUUGGCCCCCUGCGGAUGGAUGCCAACACGCUCCGGAAAGAGUUUGCGGCGGACGAUUUCUCGAAUGUGAUGAGCGCGCCGGUGUCAGCGCCCGCGCACAAGAAGGAGAACGUCGUGUUUUCGACCGUGCUGACACGGAACAACGAAGUGGACAUGAGCUGGAACUCGCAGUUCUUACUGGGACUGCACGAGCCUGUUCGUCAUGCACUGUACGUUAUCGACCAGUUCUUGGAGCGCAGCCGCAACUUGACGUCGCCGAUGAACUGGAACGUGUCGGAGUUUUUCAGCUGGUUCAAGCUGCACUUCAUCGAAUUUGUUCGGAACCAGCGUGACGUGAAAAUGAAGGUCAUUCUACCGCUUGUGGUUAUCAAGUUCGUGGAGAAGCGCGAUAUCGUGGCCUUGUACCAGGCCAUUUUCGCGCUUGUGGAUGUGAUUAUCGCGCAGGAAGACGAUUUGGUGUUUUCUGCGGCGUCGUCUGCGGACUCUUGGCAAACUCGCUUGGGCAUGCUGCAAGACGACAUUCGCCGUCUCAACCAUUUGCUCUUUAACGUCCUGGGGCUGGAGGAGGAAGCUUUUAAGCCAGCCAUUGAGCUCGCGUUUUCGGAGACUGCGUUCCAGAGAUAUGUGAUGCCGCGAGUCUUUCGCGCGACGAAGCCCAAGCGAGUCAUGGUGCCUUGGAUCGUAGAGCGGAGUCGUGUUUGGGGAGGAACCAAAGUCGCGAAGGCGUAUAAGGACGAUCUAUCGUUCACGGCUCGAUUCAUGUAUGACCACGUGUGGCACCCAUACUUCGACACGCACAUCGCAUCAGCUAUGAAGCAUUUGGACAAUGCGGGUGAAGGCGUGACAGCGAACGGCUCGGAGGAGUCGUGGUUCGGUUGCUCGGUGAUGUAA
Molecule: messenger RNA, 1410 nt
Organism: Phytophthora sojae
Lineage: Eukaryota; Oomycota; Peronosporomycetes; Peronosporales; Peronosporaceae
Exons: 1
Coding region: 1-1410 (469 amino acids)
Source: RefSeq, a predicted model, not a curated record